CGCGUCACUCUCCUGACAUCAGCCCAUGGCUUAAAUACCCGCAACAUCACACGGCGUGAAACACAAACAGACACACCUUCAUGCGGGCGCGCAGGAAACCAAACACACUCCGUAAACUGGACCGAGAAAUCGCUUCAGUGUAAUGCACUCUGUGCUCUCUCAGAAACAUUCAGGAUGUAAUGUUUUGCAGUUGAAUUACCCGGAGUGGCCUUAGCUCUGUCUUUCUAGAAUAAGUUUUCUAAACGCAACACAAAGUCUCCGUGCUUUAACACUCGUGCACCAUAGGCUUUAAUAAUGAUCAACGACUCUCUUGCGUUUUUAGAACUGGACACCAAUGUUUCUGAGCCGCUGCAUCUCUCUCUCAGUCAGAACCACAGUGCGUUCCCUGCACUGAAGUUGGAGUCCACGUCUCUGGUCACCUCAGCCACAAUGUUCGCCGUGGGAGUCCUCGGAAACCUCAUCGCCAUAGUUGUGCUGUGUGUCUCCAAAAAGGAACAAAAGGAAACCACUUUCUACACUCUGGUCUGCGGGAUGGCCAUCACGGAUCUGCUGGGGACAUGCUUUACCAGUCCGGUGGUAAUCGCUACAUACGUGGCGAGCCGCUGGCCAGGAGGAACUUUGCUUUGCCACUUCUUCUCCUUCUCCAUGCUUUUCUUCGGCUCAGCCGGUAUGUCCAUCCUGUGCGCCAUGGCUGUGGAGAGAUACUUAGCCAUAAAUCACGCGUAUUUCUAUUCCCAGCACAUAGAUCGAACAAUGGCGCGAUUUGCGCUCCUGGUAACCUACCUGGCUAACAUUGUACUGUGCAUUAUGCCAAGUUUCGGCUUCGGGAAGCACGUCAGACACUUCCCUGGCACUUGGUGCUUCCUAGACUGGAGAUCGGUGGAUCCACUCGGGGCUUGCUUCUCCUUUCUGUACGGCGGAGUCAUGCUGGUGCUGAUCGCAGUGACACUUUUGUGUAAUUUGGCAGUGUGCAGGUCGCUGGUGGGGAUGAACCAGAGGACAGGAAUAGUCCGGACUGAGCUGUGUGAACAGGGAGGCUCCCGCAGACGCUUCCCUCGACUAUCAUCCGUCACUUCAGCGGCGGAGAUCCAAAUGUUCUGGCUUAUGAUCUUCAUGACCAUCGUUUUCCUGAUCUGCUCCAUCCCUUUAGUGGUGCGAAUAUUUGUAAACCAAAUAUACGACCCAGCCUAUAUUUCUGCCGGGGGGGAACCCGACUAUAGGAGCGACAUGAUGGCAAUCCGCUUCGCCUCAUUUAAUCCCAUAUUAGACCCCUGGGUGUACAUUUUAUGCCGAAAGAAUCUGCUCCUAAAAGGCUGCGAAAAGGUGAAGGGGACAGUUUCCCGUGUUAAGGAUGGCUGUGGCGACAACACCGGCUGGGCAGGAGGUCAAAACUCCCCUCCGUCUUUAAACAGUAACGACACCAGUUACGCGUCUUUGCGCACAGCCAGCUACAAGAACCACGUGGAGCACCAGAUGUCCAUCAAAAAUAAAUCUUUUACAGACUUCGCAAUGAGGCAAGCGUGGGAGUAUGACACCGCCCAGGUCAACUUUCACCCGUUCAGCAUCGAAUCGACCGCGAUCCUCGGCUGUGAGGAGGAAGGGACAACUCAUUCCAAAGUGGAGGCGGGGGCGAAAGUUUCUCCGGGACGCAGCGCAACGCCACUGAUCUCCGCGCACGUUAGAAGAGUGGACAUUGUUACCUGCACCUUCAGCACACCGAGCUCCUGUCUGUCAGCGAAAUGUCUUUGACGGCUUUUUUUUUAAAUUUAUUUUUUAUUUUUUAUCUCACAACACCAGCUGUCAAAUGUUUCUGGCAACUGCAUCAUCUAUCUGCACGGCAAAACUUUCGGUUAAACUGAAAUCAGACUUUACACUGGGACAUUUUGAUCACUUUUGUUGGGUUUGAACCACCAAAAAGCCACAACAUCUCAACGCUUGAACCGAGUCUGUGGCUGAGAGCAGCUCGUUAUUAACACGGUCUCACAUGCGUCUCUGAACUUGAGCAGAAAGAUCUCUAAAAGUGAUAUUGGUUAAAUGCUCAAACUGAAAGCAGCACAGGUACGACAUACCCACCUGACUUUGUAUUUAAUCAACCAAAAUACGGAAAAAUACAUAAUGGCCAGAUCAUGAAAGCUUCAGGUUGUAUAGAUCAUGUGUGCGGUCCACUUGGUGGAUUUUUAAGGAUCAGUGUGUCACUGGUUGUGAUAGUUUAGGGGUUAUAACACCGAGAGUGCUGGAACAAAAUCUGUGCCAUGAAAAUGUCCUAUUGGUUAAUAAGAAUUGUCUGCAUAGUCGGACUUUUUUUCUAGGACGACACAGAAUUUCAGAUUUAGUCUGUGAAUCUUCUAAGUGUGGGAAUUUAAUUUGAAUAUUAACAUACCCCAUGGGUACAUUUUAAAAGAAGUUUGAUCAAUUGUAUCAAUCCACGUGUGCCAUCCAUUAAGUGCUGUUACACUGUAUUUCUGUUGGCUACAUUUCGUUUCUAAACGUACGUGCAGCUAAUUUUCUCUGUGCCAUCUAUCAGUGUUGCAUGAUGCAGGGAAAACUGAGUGUAGACAUUUUGAAUGGCUAAAUAUUUAUAUUGCACAUUUGAAUGUGAUUGGUGUUUUGUUGCCGUAAACGGUCAAUGUGAACAUAUCAAAGUCUAAAAAAAGGAAGGAAAAAAGACAACACUGCAAUUUGUAUGACCUGAGCUGUAUGCUGCGCGUCUUGAUGGAUCUGUGUAGAAAAAUAAAAAUGACCCUGAACACUGGAAACGGAUGAGCUUUAAGAUUAAAGAUCAAUGCAGCUCACAAACAUGUGGCAAACUUAGGACAU
Molecule: messenger RNA, 2817 nt
Organism: Mugil cephalus (flathead mullet)
Lineage: Eukaryota; Metazoa; Chordata; Actinopteri; Mugiliformes; Mugilidae
Gene: ptger4c
Product: prostaglandin E receptor 4 (subtype EP4) c
Exons: 2
Coding region: 295-1749 (484 amino acids)
Biological process (GO): inflammatory response; positive regulation of cytosolic calcium ion concentration; negative regulation of inflammatory response
Cellular component (GO): plasma membrane
Molecular function (GO): prostaglandin E receptor activity
Source: RefSeq, a predicted model, not a curated record